UGACUACUGCAGUGACUAACGCUGUUAUGUGCAAUACAUAGCGCAGCAAACUGAGGAUUCAGUGCAUCAGGGCAUGGGGAGAGAUACUGUGAGCGAACCAUGGUGGAAAAGAAAGCCAACUGCUUUAAUAAACCGUUUUAUGACAGCGGGCGUUGCUCCGUCCAGAAAAAAAAAAAAGUGAGCUGGUUGCUCCUAUAUGGUAGAGUAUUGCUAGGUAAAAAAGACACGAACAAACGACGACCGGAAAACAUGGUACACACGCUCAACCCCAAUGCCUGCCCUGUCGUCCUCUCUCCGCUCGAAGGAUGCUCUCUUCCUAUAAGAUUUCCACCCAAAACAACGUCUUUUGCGCCGAGUUUACGCAGAACCAAAAAGUUGUUUGCGGUAUUUCGGUCGCAAUGCCCAUGACGUGCGUUGCGCUAACUUUCGAGUCCACCGCUUCUAAAGCUCCUAAUGUAUGCACGACUUUUGCCGAGACACCCCGACAAGCCUGCAUUGACAUUCGCGCCCGUCUAGUCGAAGCACGCGUACGCUACUUGCGAAACUCGGCACCCAACCCUUGCUUUCCUCCUUUCACUCUGAUUUGUCCCGCCUGCAACGCGACCCCGGGAGCCUCGUUAGCGUGCGUUCCUUCUUCCCCACUUGAGUGCCCGUCGACGUUCAACUUUCCUCCGCUGCGGAUGUAGAGGUCGGACAGUAGUCGGCCGGGGUGCCGGGAUCGAACCCAACACCAGCCCACAGCUGGCGUUCGCCACGUCCCAAACUUGGCUGCGUGUGCGUCCCGCGGGAGUGCGCGACGGUAUGGGCCCGCUUGGGGAGGAGAGGGGGUAGAGCCGCUGCAGCGGCGUCGAGCAAACAACUCGCGUUGUGGCUGCAGAAGGCCCGCGUUCGUCGUCGUCGUCGUCGUGCGGCCGGCAGCGGGCGGCCAGGCGCACCCGUGCGUGUCAGAAGCCCGCGCCGUGUGCGGCCAUGUGGAGCGCCGGUCUCGUCUCCGUCUUCUGGGCCCUGGCCAACGGCCUCGAGCUGGAGCUUGCCGAGCGCUGGUACGGGAGAUCUUGCUGCCAGCGAGCCCGACUGGAGGGAUGCCGCCGGGCAUGCCUGCAGGCACGCUCAGCCGACGACCUGGAACCGUGGUGCCGACGAAGUGACGAGCUUGACCUGCAGGUCUGCCUUGAGGGCCGUAGCGGGUUGGGCGCCCUGGAGCGUCCAGGCCGGCGCGGUCUCGAGAGCUGCUGCUCGCUGGCCAGCACGGCGGCCUGCCGUCGCCGCGCGUGCAACAGAGCGCAGAGCGAAGAGCAGCAGCAGCUGAAGCGCGAGAACGACAACGGCAACAGGGAGCUGAGGAGGCUGCAGCAGCACCGGCAGGAAGAGGGCCAGCCGUGCGCCGAGCCCCAAGUGGUGCGCUGCCUGCGGAACGUCACGUCGACCAAGCAGCCGCACAAGCUUCACUGCUGCUCACAAGCUCCCAGCGGACAAUGUCGCGACGCCUGCCUGCGAGUGCUGCGUCCGAAAGAGGCGGCAGUCGAUGAACCGACUCCUGAGGAAGAUGCGGUGGAUGCCCUCCUAGCCGGGGGAUGCGCAGCGCCAGGUCUGCACGAGCGCCUGUGGCAGUGUCUGCUGGGAUGGCGCAGCGGGCCAUCCUCGCAGCUGCUGCCGGCAGACGGAGCCAAGUUGCAGUGCUGCCUCAGGGCCGCCACCAUCGAGUGCCAGAGGAUGUGCCUACGGGCAUACGGCUCCGAGUGGGAGACUUCGUGGGAGACGUUCCACGGCCGCUGCCGCUACCAGCCAGCCGAAGCGGCCCUCCGACAGUGCCUCGACGAUGUGGACGAGCCGUGCGAGCUGGGUUGCGGAGGACCGCUGAGCUUCUGCUCGCACCUGGGAGGCAGGCCAUGGUCGCUGUAUCGGCGUUGCGACGCCAGCGCCGACCGCGUGGCAUGGGAGAGCGCUCGGCUCUGGAAGCGCGCUGGACCGCCGACGGCUGCGCCGGUGGGCAGAGGCGGGGGCGCCACUCGGGAAGCCACGACGUCGGUGCUGGGCGACUGUCCCGCGGAUGCGUGGAGGACGCUCGCCUGCACCCUCAACCUCAGACCCUGCCACGCCACGCACCACUCGAGCACACUCUGCAGGGCGGACUGCCUGGCACUGGCGGCUCGCUGCAAGGACGGACGGCAACUGGCGCCCCUCUGCGACUCCCUGGCGCCUCCUGGAGCACCAUGCUACUCGAUCCUCGGGCUCGAAACGCAGCCAACAACAAAGCCACCGGCAUCCGAGUCGGCGACGCAACCAUGCCGAUCGAGGCCCUGUGGAAGCUCGUCCAUCUGCGUCGUAAAUCGGCACUGUGCCCCUGGACAGUCGUGCAGCAUGUACCGGUGUUUGAAAAGUUGUCCCGUGGGCUCCGCGUCGGGGACAUUGGUGCCCCAAGGCUCCCCAGCACGACUGCCCCGCGUCGAGGGUGGUCGGCUCUGCUGGACUCGGUGCCGGUGCUCGGAGUCCGGUGUCCUGACCGACUGCGUGCCCACAGGCUGCGAUGACGCGACGCCAAGGAAGUGUUGGCUGGCCGCACGGUCUCACUUGCCAGGAAGCCGCUUUCUGGUGCACGGCUGCCUACGCUGUCGCUGCGACAGCACCGGGCAGAUCAGCUGCACUAGGGCAGCGCAUGAUUGCCUUGUUCAGGACGCGGCUUGUGGCUGCGGUCCUGAAGGUGAGGAGAGAGGCGAGGUGUGCGGCGCCGACGGACGCACUCACCGCAGCGCGUGCCUGGCCCGCUGCGCCGGCCUCGCCCAGGGUCAGUGGCAACCCGGUCCCUGCCACCAGACGGACCCGUGCGCCAGACGACCCUGCUCUGCCAGAGCUCCCGUGUGCGUGGCGCGGAGGCGUGCGUGUCUGGGCCCGUGCAGGCAGUUCAUCUGCAUCGCCAAUGCCACAGACGGCGCCAGCGGCGAAGACUGCCGCGGCAGUGGUCCGGUCUGCGACACGGAGGGUCGAGAACAUCCGAGCCUGUGCGGACUGCUGUCGAGCCGCGACGGUGACCCGAGGUCGCGGCUGGCGCACCACGGUCCCUGCGAGCAGGGAUGUCGUGCGCGGGGCCCCGUGUGCGGCCUGGACGGUGAGAUGUACGCCAGCGAAUGCGCCGCCUGGGCGCAGCGGGUGCUGGUCGACUACCGCGGACCUUGCCUGCACCGACAGGGGACCGAGGGCUGCAACCAGGUGCGCUGUCCACUGCUGCCACCAGGCGGAUGUCAAGCGCAGCUGACGCGGCUUCCCGGCACCUGCUGUCCCCUGUGUGGUUGGGGCCUGCGGUUGGUCAUGGGGCGGCACUGGCGUGACGGUGAUAGCGACCAGAAAGAAGAGCGCCCGCUGUCCGAGCUGCUGUGGUGGCUGCGCAUGCAGCUGUCCAGCACCCAGUGCGACCUAUUCGGCCACCUGGACCCCGCGCUGCCGGAUUUCCUGGUGGUGCUCGUGGUGCCGACGUCGCGGCCCGCCUCGUGGACCCUCUGUCGCGCCGAAGCCCAGCGUCUGGACGCUAUGGUGCGCGUGCGAAGCCCGGCGCUGUUCAGCCUCUUGCCCAUGGAAGCAGUGGUCGGUUCCGCGGGACUUCUGGAUGAAAUGCCGGAACCCACGUCGUCGGCGCCUGGUUCCGGAAGGCUCGUCACGCAUGCGCCGUUCUUAACGCUCCUGCUGCUGCCUUUACUGUUAGUGACUGCUGUGUGCCCAGCGCCACUGCUUGGACCACUGCUCGCAGCAGCAGCAACGGCUGUCUUUCAUCGGCAGCCGCAGGCGCCUGCCCUGCGCACCACCUCGCUUGAGGGAAGUGCGGUCUACCGACGGACGUUAAUUGACAAAGUACGGUAGCAUGACUGAUCGCCGGACAAAAUGCUUGGCUGUUGAGCAACGUAAGAGUGCAAAGCGUAGCUUCAGCGCUCGCGGACGAGAGAACGCUUCUCACAGAUCUCAAGCCGGAGUUGCAGACUCUCGGUCUUGUCUUCACUUGAUUCAAGUUCUCACCUUUCCACCUCUUGCGUAAGGUUCAGGAGGGUCAAAGUGGUACACCAAAGAUAUAACUUUCCGCUGAAUGAAUCUCCGUGAAGUUACCCUCCGGUUUGUGAAGAUAUCUCACACGCGGUCUCUUGCCGUUGUGCUGUGGGAGAGACUGAUGCAUCUACCCAAGUUGGCGCGGCAUGUGUUGCGUUCGCUGCGAUGUACCUGCUUACUAGCUGCAUUGAGAGUUACAAAGGCCAAUCGAAGUUUUCUGUAAAAUGCUGCCAGCGUGCUGCCCUAAAAUGCAAUGCGCACGUGCACCGAUAUACACCACAUCUACUGCUAGAAUCUUACGAGGCACUUCAUUUGGAAAUGGCGCUUGGUGAAGCAAAAAAAAAAAAGAACCAGUAAAGGAAAGGGAAAAAAAAACAGCUCUCGUGUGACAGAUCGACUCGAGCGAGACGAGUCUUUAAUCAUCUCUUUGCCUGACCAUUUGUGUGUUGCCAUGCACUUGUUAAUUCAUCUCAAUUUCUGAAUAAGGCAUCAAGAUGUUGCGAUAGAACACCAAAGAUAAUUUUGAUUGGAUGGUCCCCUGACUUCUAAUUUCUAUGACGACCAGAUACUCUUGUUUUGGCGAAAGGCAUGCAACUCUGUUGCUUAUUGUGACCUUACUGCCACUUUUCCUCGCCGUUUUUGUUGUUGGGAUUUCACUACUAUUCAGAAAAUCUGCCCUGGUUGCACUAGAGAUUAGUUUUAUUAAGUUACAUUAUCGAAUCUGCCCUGGUUGUACUAGAGAUUAGUUUUAUUAAGUCACGUUGCGUACUUUUCUUUGAGAAAUAAACAGUUUUCUGGGCGGCGACUUUACAGGACUGCUGCUACAGUA
Dermacentor andersoni is the source of this 4861-nucleotide messenger RNA. It is a transcript of the gene Reck, whose product is annotated as Reversion-inducing-cysteine-rich protein with kazal motifs. Gene Ontology annotation, cellular component: plasma membrane. Gene Ontology annotation, biological process: extracellular matrix organization. Lineage: Eukaryota; Metazoa; Arthropoda; Arachnida; Ixodida; Ixodidae. Gene Ontology annotation, molecular function: metalloendopeptidase inhibitor activity; protein binding. The record is from RefSeq and is a predicted model, not a curated record.